Messenger RNA from Xyrauchen texanus (razorback sucker), 2965 nucleotides. RefSeq names its product enolase superfamily member 1 (gene enosf1). The record is from RefSeq and is a predicted model, not a curated record. Gene Ontology annotation, molecular function: magnesium ion binding; L-fuconate dehydratase activity. Lineage: Eukaryota; Metazoa; Chordata; Actinopteri; Cypriniformes; Catostomidae. Gene Ontology annotation, biological process: carbohydrate catabolic process; amino acid catabolic process. The transcript is spliced from 15 exons. Bases 80 to 1399 code for a protein of 439 amino acids.
UGUCCGGGGCGGGGUGUCUUUGAAAGUACAGCGAUUACAAAACUUCCCCGUCGAGGCAAAACUUCAAAACUGAUACAAAAUGUUGGGUUGCAAAAUUAUAAAUGUGACAGUGCGUGACGUGAGAUUCCCGACGUCACUGGAGCAACAUGGAUCGGAUGCGAUGCACACCGAUCCGGAUUAUUCUGCCGCAUAUGUUGUUCUGGAGACGACGGUCGCUGAACUGAAGGGUUACGGGCUCACUUUCACUUUGGGAAGAGGGACGGAAAUCGUUAUUUGUGCAGUUGAAGCCUUGUCUUCUCUGGUGGUGGGUAAAACUUUGGAGGAGAUCGUCAGUGAUUUCCGAGGUUUCUACAGACUCCUGACCAGUGAUGGUCAAAUGAGAUGGAUUGGGCCAGAGAAAGGCGUCAUUCAGCUGGCGACAGCAGCCGUCCUCAAUGCUAUCUGGGAUCUAUGGGCACGAGUGGAGAGCAAGCCCUUGUGGAAGCUCCUUGUUGACAUGGAUCCUGCAAAGUUGAUCAGCUGUAUUGAUUUCAGAUAUAUCACUGAUGCACUGACGGAGCAGGACGCUUUAGAUAUACUUGUAAAAGCCAAGGAGGGAAAACAAAGGAGAGAGGAGCAGAUGCUAAAGGAAGGCUAUCCUGCCUACACCACUUCCUGUGCCUGGCUGGGCUACACUGACCAACAACUUACCCAGCUUUGCACUGAAGCACUCGCUCAAGGCUGGAUGAGAUUUAAAGUGAAAGUUGGUGCCGAUUUACAGGACGACAUUCGCAGAUGCCGCCUCAUCCGAAAGCUGAUUGGACCAAACAACAUCCUGAUGAUUGAUGCCAACCAAAGAUGGGAUGUUGCUGAGGCGGUUACCUGGUUAACCAAACUGGCAGAAUUCCACCCUCUAUGGAUUGAAGAACCCACCUCACCAGAUGAUAUUCUGGGUCAUGCAUUCAUCUCUAAGGCUCUGGCACCCUUUGGUAUUGGAGUUGCCACUGGAGAGCAGUGUCAUAAUCGAGUGAUGUUUAAGCAGUUCCUCCAGGCCUCAGCUCUGCAGUUUGUUCAGAUUGACAGUUGUCGAGUGGGCAGCGUGAAUGAAAACCUCGCCAUCAUACUCAUGGCUGCCAAGUUCAGUGUCCCUGUGUGUCCUCAUGCAGGGGGUGUUGGACUUUGUGAACUCGUUCAGCAUCUUAUUUUAUUUGACUACAUUUCAGUAUCUGCUAAUUUGCAUAACAGGAUGUGCGAGUAUGUGGAUCACCUUCAUGAACAUUUCAAGAGCCCAACUAUCAUCAGAAAUGCCUGCUAUGUGCCACCAAAGGAUGCUGGGUUCUCUUGUGAAAUGUUGGAAGAGUCGGUUCAGAAGCAUCAGUUUCCUCAGGGAGACGUUUGGAAAGCCAUUCUGGACAAAUAAACGCAAACGUGCCACCUGCUGCUCAAGCUGAUGAUCAAUCACUGAAACCAUAAUCAAACUUUGAAGUCCAUCAGAUGGUCUUGAUAAAUGUGAAUCAUAAAAGAAUGAGGCAGAAAUUUAAGCAUAAUUUAAAACUUUAUUUGAUACUUUUUAAAUGUUGACAUUUACACUGGCGGACAAAAGUUUGGAAUAAUGUACAGAUUUUGCUGUUUCAGGAAAUCGGUACUUAAAUACAUCAAAGUGGCGUUCAACUGAUCACAGACUAUAGUCGGGACAUUACUGAUGUAAAAAAACAGCACAUUUUCUUUUGAACAAAUCCAGACAGCAGCAUCACUGCAACACCUUAUCCUCGAGUAAUCAUGAUAAAUUGAUCAUUUGGUUCUAGAAAAUCACUUGCCAUUAUAUCAAACACAGCUGAAAGAUAUUUGGUUCAUUAAAUGAAGCUGAACAUUGUCUUUGUGUUUGAUUUUGAGUUGCCACAGUAUGCAAUAGACUGGCAUGUCUUAAGGUCAAUAUUGGGUCAAAAAAGAAACAGUUUCUCUAGAAACUCGUCAGUCAAUCAUUGUUUUGAGGAAUGAAGGCGAUACAAUGCUUGAAAUUGCCCAAAAAAAUUUAAGAUUUCAUACUGAGGUGUAACUACAGUCUUCAAAGAUAAAGCAAAACUGUCUCUAACAAGGACAGAAAGAGAUGUGGAAGACCAGAUGUGCAACUAAACAAGAGGAUAAGUACAUCAGAGUCUCUAGUUUGUGAAAUAGACGCCUCACAUGUCCUCCGCUGACAGCUUCAUUGAAUUCUACCUGCUCAACACCAGUUUCAUGUACAACAGUAAAGAGGAGACUCAGGAGGACUUAUGGGAAGAAUUGCAAAGAAAAAGACACUUUUGAAACAGAAAAACAUAAAGAAAAGGUUUGAGUGGGCAAAGAAACACAGACAUUGGACAACAGAUAAUUAGAAAAGAGUGUUACGGAUCUGAACCCCAUUGAGCUUUUGUGGGAUCAGUUAGACUGUAAGGUGUGUGAGAAGUGCCCGACAACACAGUCACAUCUAUGGCAAGUGCUACAGGAAGUGUGGGGUGAAAGGUCACGUGCUACAGGAAGUGUGGGGUGAACUUUCAUGAGAACUCUGAAGUAGUUUAAGAAGUUCUGAAAAUUUUCUUCAAGCUAUAAUAGUAAUUUUUCACAUUAUUAAUGUCCUGACUAUACAUUGUGAUCACUUGAACACCACUUUGGUGAAUAAAAAGACCAAUUUCCUUCAAUAAGAGCAAAAUCUGCACAUUAUUACAAACAUUUGGCCACCAGUGUUUAUUCAUGAAGAUCAUAAAAUAUACAAAUGGUGAGAAAUAUGAAUGCUUUGGAAACAGUUUACAAUAAGACUGUAUUUGUUAACAUUAUCAACAUGAACAAUACUUUUACAGCACUAAAUAAUCUUGGUAGUUGUUCAUUUCUAUAUAUAACUAAUACACUUUCUUUUUUACAUUCAUAUUAAUCUAAUAUGAAAAUGAACAAUAGUAUUUUGAUAAAAUAACUAACAAAGAUCAAUAAAUGCUGCAGAAAUCAUUGCAAAUUC